UAAAAAAUGGAACCUUGUUCCUGUGACACUUUCGUGGCAUUACCUCCAGCAACAGUUGAAAAUAGGAUAAUUUUUGGAAAAAAUUCAGAUAGACUCUGUGAUGAAGUACAAGAGGUAGUUUACUUUCCUGCAGCAGUGCAUGAUAACCUGAGAGGACAUCUUAAGUGUACUUACAUAGAAAUUGAUCAAGUUCCUGAAACAUAUGCUGUUGUUCUCAGUCGCCCAGCUUGGUUAUGGGGAGCAGAAAUGGGAGCCAAUGAGCAUGGAGUUUGCAUUGGGAAUGAAGCUGUCUGGGGAAGAGAAGACGUUUCUGAUGAAGAGGCGCUACUGGGCAUGGACCUUGUCAGACUUGGCCUUGAAAGAGCUGAUACAGCUGAAAAAGCCCUUGAUGUCAUUGUUGAUUUAUUAGAAAAAUACGGCCAGGGUGGAAAUUGUUCGGAGGGUGGCAUGGCCUUUAGCUAUCACAACAGUUUCCUGAUAGCCGAUAGGAAUGAGGCCUGGGUUCUGGAGACUGCAGGGAAGCACUGGGCGGCAGAAAAAGUACAAGAGGGAGUUCGUAAUAUUUCUAAUCAGCUUUCAAUAACAACGAAGAUUGAUCGGGAACACCCAGACAUGAGAAACUAUGCUAAACAGAAAGGUUGGUGGAAUGGUACAAAGGAGUUUGAUUUUGCGGCAACAUACUCUUAUAUCAACACAGCCAAGAUGAUGACUUCACCAGGCAGAUACUGUGAAGGCUACAGACUUCUGAAUAAACACAAAGGAAGCAUAACUUUUGAAACAAUGGCGGAAAUUCUCCGAGAUAAACCGAGUGGCAUUAACAUGGAGGGAGAUUUCCUGACCACUGCAAGCAUGGUUUCCGUCUUACCUCAGGAUUCCAGCCUUCCUUGCAUUCACUUCUUCACCGGGACUCCUGAUCCGGAGAGAUCUGUUUUUAAGCCUUUCAUAUUUGUGCCAAAUAUUUCACAACUAUUGGACACCAGUUCACCAACAAUCGAAUUUGAAAAUCCAGUUAAAAAGAAGCCACAUUUUAAGAGUAAGCCUGACAGAAGACACCCACUUUACCAGGAGCAUCAACAGGCAUUGAAAGUAAUAGAUAAUAAAGAGGAAAAAGCCAAAAUAAUGUUGGACAACAUGAAGAAACUGGAAGAACAACUAUUCAAAGAGAUGGAAUCAAUCCUUGAAAGCAAACAUCUUGAUGUGGAUAAAAUUGUUAAUCUUUUUCCUCAGAGUGUAAAAGAUGAAAUUCAGAUAUAUAAGUCAAAUAUGAGUUCUUAAUGAUCAUAUAAAUUGUCAGCAAUCUUCCUCAAAGUCAGAAUCAAUCACCUUGGUAAAUGAUAUAAGCCUAGUGUGAGCAAAUAUGAUAUUCUUUAAUAGCAUUCAAGUGAUAGCUUGAUUAUGAAAACUGCAUGUACUUACUGAAAUAGUGAGACAGAAAAUAACAUUGGAAUUAGACACAUAUCAUGGGAUGGCCAGUUAUUACAUCAAGUACUGGCCUGUGUUAUUUUGUUUGUAGCUAUAAUAACUUUCUACAAAUCACACAUAUUCAAUUCUGCAUAAAGUAUGAAACAUUAAAAUAAUGCAUGGAUUUGUUUAUGCACUAUCUCAAUUAUGAGAAAGAUUUUUCCUUAGUAAUGAAAUAUAUUGUCUCACAUAUUGAGUUUUUUUUAUGUGUGUGUGCUUUCGGCAAAUAUUAACCAGUUCUAACAAAGUAUUCCAGUUUACACAUUAAAUCUUACUAUAGUGUGUGAAUUCUGCAAAUGUACUUUUAUUAAACUCAAACAUAGUUUUGUCAAGACUUGGGUGACCAUAAGCCUUUAGCUCUAAUUAUCUAGCUUUUUUUUUUUUUUUGGCCAUACUCUUUAGUAGGCUUUUAUGUUAAUAUUUUUAGAAGAGCUUGUCUGGGAGAUUAGGAAAUAGGACAAGGAACCAAGACCAUAGGAGAUACCCUUUCUGUCUCAAAUUUCUCUCAUCUUUUACUUCUGUUCACUCAGUGAAAACAGAAACAGAAAGGACAUAGUAACAAUAAAAUAGAAUUAUUAGUGUAUUAUGAAUAUUAAGAACAUUUUAAUAUAUAAUGUAUUAUGAACAUUAUAAAUGAGUAAUAAUAUCUACCCAAAGCUUGCAAAACUUGGUUAAAUUACAUAGAGAUUACCAGGUAAGACUCAAAGUUGCAAAUAUAAACAAAAGAAAAAUCCAACAUAAAAUAACACUAUAUACAAUAUUUAAUGGUUUCUAGAAAUGUUCAUUUUACAUAUUUGAUUACAUCAUCAUGUUUAUUAAUUGUUAUCAUUACAACUAGGAUUAUUACUAAGGUCAUUAUAUUUAAAGAGUGCCUAGGAAACUAUUUUUAAAACUUCUCUCAUAAAAUUAUAAUCUGACUGAUCUUGCUGUUCUUUAGUACAGGGCUGCUCUUAAAGAAAAGAUAUCUGUCUCAAGUCCUCAGUUAAUUCUGUUUACCUCACAUGCGAUUCAGUGACAGAUUUUCCCUAAAUCGGUCAGCCCCCAUGUACCUCCUCCCUCUCUCCUUUUUAGUGUGUGAGGAACUAAGGGUCAGCAGUGUCCUGAUUUAUCCAGGGACACAUAUUCGUAUUUUAUUUUUCUCUCUAAGGCCAGCCUGUUUUUACUUUUUAUUUUGACACCACCUGAGACCCAACUAGCACCAUCUCUCACUUGGACAGCUACAGUUAACUGGUUUUCUUCUACACCUGUGUUUGGUCUUUAUCUCCGUCUGUGUGAAUUGGUGUAGCCAGAGUGAUGAUCUAUUAAAAACGUGAAUUUGAUCAUGCAUUUUCAUCCUAAAACUUAAAAAUAAGACCUUAUUUUUUAGAGCAGUUUUAGGUUUAGAGCAAAACUAAGCAGAAAGUACAGAGUUCUUGUACCCCCUGUACCAUUUCCGCCCCCCAGCCCCCACUAUCAACAUCCCAUGCCAGAGUGGUACAUUUGUUCCAACCGAUGAACCUACAGUGACACACCAUCGUCCCUCCAAAUCCAUAGUUUACAUUAAGGUUCCCUCGUACUUCUUAUGGGUUUGGACAAAUGAGUAAUGGUAUACAUCCAUAAUUAUAGUAGCAUACAGAACAGUUUCAUUGCUCUAAAUAUCCUUAGUGCUCUACCUGUUUAUCCUUCCCUCUCCCUGACCCCUAGCAAUCACUGUUCUUUUUACUGUCUCCAGUUUUGCCUUUUCCAGAAUGUCAUAUAAUUGGAAUCGUACAGUAUAUAUAUAGCCUUUUCAGAUCGAUUGGCCUUUUCAUUUAGUAAUAUUCACUUAAAUUCCUCCAUGUCUUUUUAUGGCGUGAUAGUGUCUUUCGAGUGCUGAAUAGUAUUCCAUUGUCUGCAUAGCUUGCCUGCUGAUAUCCACUACUGAAAGACAUCUUGGUUGCAUCCCUCUUUUGGCACUUAUGAAUAAAGCUGCUAUAAACAUC
Messenger RNA from Artibeus jamaicensis (Jamaican fruit-eating bat), 3422 nucleotides. RefSeq names its product secernin 3 (gene SCRN3). Gene Ontology annotation, molecular function: cysteine-type exopeptidase activity; dipeptidase activity. Gene Ontology annotation, biological process: proteolysis. NCBI's taxonomy places the organism in Eukaryota, Metazoa, Chordata, Mammalia, Chiroptera, Phyllostomidae. The record is from RefSeq and is a predicted model, not a curated record. The transcript has 7 exons. The coding region runs from base 7 to 1275 and encodes 422 amino acids.